This is a messenger RNA of Rhagoletis zephyria (snowberry fruit fly), 825 nucleotides long. NCBI's taxonomy places the organism in Eukaryota, Metazoa, Arthropoda, Insecta, Diptera, Tephritidae. The record is from RefSeq and is a predicted model, not a curated record.
AUGAGCAACUUGAAUAAAAUCUCAAACGGUUAUGCCAUUGAAGAUGAAGACGACGAAGAGCUGCACACUUCUUGUGGAAUCGGAUCAUGGCGACCUCAGUGGCUACAGUGGCUGGCUAAUCCCUUCUUCUUUAUGGUCAACAUUUCCAUCGUCGGAGUUCUCCUCGGUCAAAGUGGCUCAGUGUACUACAGUCAAAGUUCCACUAUUGAAAAACGUUUUGGUUUUGACUCCAAACUGACCGGACUCAUCAUGAUCAUGGACAACUUUGCUGAAAUUGGGCUAAAUCCGUUCAUCAGUUACCUGGCCGUUCGCUACAACCGAGCCCGCCUAAUUGCCAUUGGUCAGGUGCUGGCGGCGCUCUCCUGCUUCAUCACCGCCUCGCCGUACCUUUUCUACGGCCCGGCAACGCAUCUGCUCACCGAAACGGACACCUCCUUUAAGUCCGCACUGAAAUCGCUCGAUAAUAAGACGGCCAACAACUUUGAGCUUUGUUCGGCCGACGGCCGUCUGGAGGAUUGUUCUGAGGGGCCCAGUGUGACGGUGUGGCCGGCAGUUGCUCUGUUACUGCUUGGCAGCUUCGUCCGCGGCCUCGGCUACACUAGUCUGGUGGUCAUUGGACUGCCUUACCUUGAUGACAACACCUCCAAGAAGAAGUCUCCUUUUUACAUUAGUAUUCUCAUGUCACUCCGAUUAAUUGGCCCUGCAUCGGGUUUUAUGAUUACCGCAUUUUGUCUGCGAAUGUAUGAGAAUCCGUUCAUGGACCCGGGUAUUAAGCACACAGAUCCGCGCUUUGUUGGCGCCUGGUGGUUGGCUUUUGUAGUCUAG